This is a messenger RNA of Amblyraja radiata (thorny skate), 1473 nucleotides long. RefSeq names its product ectonucleotide pyrophosphatase/phosphodiesterase family member 7-like. Bases 1 to 1473 code for a protein of 490 amino acids. The transcript is spliced from 6 exons. Lineage: Eukaryota; Metazoa; Chordata; Chondrichthyes; Rajiformes; Rajidae. The record is from RefSeq and is a predicted model, not a curated record.
AUGGGAAGUGAUAUGAAGACUCUAAUUUUCAUAGCAGUGACAUCGGUUUUGGUAACAGUGGUGAUAUGUGUGCCAAUCCAACAGACCCACAGCAGCAAGAAGCCAAAUAAACUCUUGUUGAUUUCUUUUGAUGGAUUUCGCUGGGAUUACGAUCAGGACGUCGAGACACCACAUCUGGACUAUUUGGUAACAACGGGAGUAAAGGCAAAAUAUAUUAACCCACCUUUUGUAACCAUGACAUCGCCAUCUCAUUUUACAACCAUCACAGGGCGAUGGAUUGAAGAUCAUGGAGUUGUUCACAAUAUGUUUUACAACACAAAAACUUUGCUUAAACUACCUCAUAAAAUUACAUUAGGGAAGACAUUAUGGUGGGAUAAUGGAGUACUUCCUUUGUGGAUCACAGCUCAAAACCAGGGAAAAAAAGUAGCAUCAUUCCACUAUCCAGGAGGAAAUGUGACCUAUGGCGGACAAGCAAUCUACAGAUCUCUGGGGGAAUCACUGACUCACCCUGAUGCUAAUGAGACAGAAUGGAGAAUAAAUAUCGAUAUGGUCUUGGAUUGGUUUGAAAAGGAAGACUUUGAUUUUGUAACGCUUUACUAUGGAGAGCCUGAUGGCGUUGGACACAGAAUGGGACCAGAAACACCACAGAGACGUGAUAUAAUCCGACAGAUUGACAGAACCAUUGGCUACUUAAUAUCCAGCAUUGAUAGGCACAAUCUGAAAGACCGGCUAAACGUUAUCAUAACCUCAGACCAUGGGAUGACAACAGUAAAGAAAAAGCCUGAAAUUAAUGAAAUCAAACUCUCAAAAUACAUCAGUUUUAAAAAUAUCAAGUUCGAAUUAUUAGACUAUGGAGGAUUUGGGAUGCUUUUGCCCAAACAAGGAAAAACUGAAGAAGUCUACCAGGCACUGAAAAAUGCACAUCCACAUUUAAAAGUAUAUAAAAAGGAAGAAUUGCCUGAACAUUUUCAUUACAGUAAAAAUGAUCGUCUUUUGCCCAUCCUUGUUUAUGGAGACAAUGGGUAUUCUGUUAAUGGGAGAAUCAUCAUUUACUUCAACAAAGGAGAUCAUGGAUUUGACAAUGGAGAAAUGGACAUGAAGAUGAUUUUCCGAGCAUUUGGCCCAGAUUUCCAGCAUUCUUACCUGGCAGAGCCCUUUGACAGUAUUCACACUUAUCCCUUGAUGUGCAAGUUAUUGGGAGUGACACCAGAACCGAACAAUGGGUCGAUGGCAUUCACCCGUGGGAUGCUAGUAGGUUCAUCUGACAAAAUACCAGAUUACCCAGGUCCUCAGGAGGAUCAGACCACAUCAGUUCGUUCCUCUGCAGUCAUAGGGUUAGGUGCUGUCCUUGCGUUUCUGGCCAUAGUGUUUGUAAUUAUUGUUGUAUGGAAUGCCAUUCAAAGAAACAAAAGAUCCAAGCGUGAAAAUCCUUGCAGUGAUUCCCACAUUCUAACAAAGGAGUAUAAGUUCUAA